UGAACUUCAUGUCCCAUGGUGCUUAGCGCCGAGCGUCAUCCCACCGUGCGUAUCCGUUCGUGUGUCGCUUCUCUCUGUAUUGGAAAAAGAAGCACCGUGCGGUUCGCAGCGAUGUCAGUCCAGGCUGUGGCAGUGAAAAUGGCCGAGGUCGAAUUAAAAGACGUGGCCGGUAAAGACUCUCUCCCCACCAUAUCUCCACUGACACCCAAGGCAGAGGAGAAGAAGAGUGAAAAUAACUCAACUUCGUCACCAGCAGCAGCGGCCACGACGGGGGAUCCGAGCCCGGUGACCGCCGCUCCGAACCCCGUGAAGAUGCCGCAGGCGUCCGCGAUGAAGCGGCCGGACCAGCAACAGAACGGUGGCGAUGCGUUUGUCAACUGCGACGGCACCGUGGCCGAGGCACCGCGAAUGAAAAAGAUCCAGUUCGCAGACCAGAAGCAGGAGUUCAACAAACGUCCCACCAAGAUCGGCCGCAGGUCUUUGUCUCGCUCCAUCUCACAGUCUUCUACAGACAGUUACAGCUCAGCCGCCUCGUACACGGACAGCUCCGAUGACGAGACAUCUCCCCGCGAUAAGCAGCAGAAGAACUCCAAGGGCAAUGGAGACUUCUGCAUAAAGAACAUCAAACAAGCCGACUUCGGACGCAGGGAGAUCGAGAUCGCAGAGCAAGAGAUGCCUGCUCUCAUGGCUUUGAGGAAGAGGGCUCAGGGAGAGAAGCCAUUGGCUGGAGCAAAAAUUGUGGGUUGUACCCACAUCACUGCACAGACUGCUGUACUGAUGGAGACUCUCUCUGCUCUCGGUGCUCAGUGCAGGUGGGCCGCCUGUAACAUCUACUCCACUCAAAACGAGGUAGCAGCCGCUCUGGCUGAGGGAGGUUUCUCAGUGUUUGCCUGGAAGGGCGAAUCAGAGGAUGACUUCUGGUGGUGCAUCGAUCGCUGUGUUAACGUGGAGGGUUGGCAGCCCAACAUGAUUUUAGAUGAUGGAGGGGAUUUGACCCACUGGAUUUAUAAGAAAUAUCCCAACAUGUUCAAAAAGAUCAAAGGCAUCGUAGAGGAGAGUGUCACUGGAGUUCACAGGCUAUACCAGUUGUCAAAAGCGGGCAAGUUGUGUGUUCCUGCGAUGAAUGUUAACGAUUCAGUGACCAAGCAGAAAUUUGACAACCUGUACUGCUGCCGGGAGUCUAUCUUGGAUGGUCUAAAGAGAACCACAGAUGUGAUGUUUGGAGGGAAGCAGGUGGUGAUUUGUGGAUAUGGAGAGGUGGGAAAAGGCUGCUGUGCUGCUCUCAAAGCAAUGGGCUCCAUCGUCUACGUCACUGAGAUUGACCCCAUCUGUGCUCUACAGGCCUGCAUGGACGGCUUCAGGCUGGUAAAACUCACCGAAGUCAUCCGACAAGUCGACAUCGUCAUCACCUGCACAGGCAAUAAAAAUGUGGUUGUAAGAGAGUACAUGGACCGCAUGAAGAACGGCUGUAUCGUCUGCAACAUGGGCCACUCCAAUACUGAGAUUGAUGUGGCCAGUCUGCGGACCCCUGAAUUGACCUGGGAGCGGGUGAGAUCGCAGGUGGACCAUGUGAUCUGGCCUGAUGGAAAGAGAAUAGUGUUGCUGGCGGAGGGUCGCCUCCUAAACCUGAGCUGCUCCACGGUUCCUACCUUUGUGCUGUCCAUCACGGCUACUACCCAGGCUCUGGCUCUGAUAGAGCUGUACAAUGCUCCUGAAGGCCGCUACAAACAGGACGUCUAUCUGCUGCCUAAGAAAAUGGAUGAGUACGUGGCCAGCCUUCAUCUCCCUACGUUUGAUGCACACUUGACUGAACUGUCUGACGAACAGGCCAAAUACCUUGGCUUGAACAAGAACGGACCCUUUAAGCCAAACUACUACAGGUACUAGAUCCAUUUACAGAUGGAAAACGAAGACUAAAGAAAUUACCAAGACUCCAUAAAUUCAUACAGACGAAGGCGAGACAGAGCUGUGUGUCACAGCCUGCCUUUGAAGGGGAGGGAGAAGUCCUGAUCUGAUUGGUUGAGAGGGAAGGGCGUGGCUAAUUAGCGCUACGGCAGUAUUUAUUUAUUUUACGCUAGAAUAACAUGGCUAACCUUUUAUGAGCUGCUACUGCCAGUGGUGCAACCUAGCGACGUUUUCAUGGAGAUUUCACCGUUUCAUCUUUUCUUAGCUUCAUGUGUUAGUUGUACGUAAUCCAUUUAGAGAACUUUUUAUUGUUUAACUAUAAGUUCCGGUAAAGAGGAAAAAAAAAGAAAAUGUUCAAUCAUACCUGAUGAUUUAGUCUUGGACAUGCCCACCUGCUUGUUCCCUGUCCUCUUGUUUUCUACAUGAUUUUUUUCUUUAUAUAAAAAAUGGGGGGUGGGACAGAAUACAGUCAGGCACUGGGCUUGAAAUCGUUUAUUUUAGCUGAUCACACUAUACUUUUGUUGUUAUUUUUUUUAUUUUUAUUUUUUUUUAAAAACUUGUAUUACCAUAAUUUUUACAGCAGAUUUUAACAUUUUGCGCUCUCUUGGUUCUAAAUAAAAUCUGUUGAAAUUUAACUGGAUUGUGAACGAUUUGGGGGCGGGGCUUAUCCCCACCGUUCAUAUAGACUGGAAGCUCAUUGGCUGAGGCAUUAGCAUUUCAAAUUUCGCUCCCAAAAGCAACAUGCUGUUUCCAGUUUUUAAGAAUGUCAGUAUUGAUGUUUGAGAUGGAAAUGCUCAAACUGCGCAUUCACAAAUCUAUCCAUGUUAGUGCUGAAACUCAUCAGGCUGUGUUAUCACAGGGGUGUAUAUUAGGAUAUUUAUACUAUUUUUUUUUUUUAUCUUUUCCUUCUGCCAUCAUCUUUUGUUCCUAUGAACUCAUCCUCUGUCUAUCAUUAUAAAAAAAUAAGCAAUUAAAUGUUAUGAUACUCUAGUGUAAUAUGAAAUUUAAUGAAACCCUUGUUUUAUAUACUGUGAAGUAGAGCCUAUAUCAAUGAGAUACCAAAUGUACAGUUAAUCCGGUACCGAGUUUCUUUCCAGGUCCUCAAUGGGAGAGAGAGAUGUGUGUGUGUUAAAUGAAGCCAAGACCAACUGUGUACUCAUUUCAGAGGAUUGAAGGAAAGCUUUGCUGUUUGCAGGCCUGUAGAGCAAAAGCUGCCUUUAUGACUGGGAUAUUCAAAUCUAAUAAAAUUGGGACCUAUAUUUUACUAUAUUUCUGAAAAUCUUUAUGGCAGAUAUUUAUCUCUUUUUUGCCAUCCGUGUUUGUCAUAAAGGGAAUCUAAAUGACUUUUUACCUGUUUCCUGUUUAAUGUGGCAUCAUUUUCCUUUACUCAGGACUGUCAUAUGUUGUAGGUGUCAAUUGGCUGGUAAUGUUUGUCCUACUAGUAAUUAUGGUCCUUGUUGUGAUAUCAAACAUCACGUUACUGUUCC
Molecule: messenger RNA, 3392 nt
Organism: Pimephales promelas (fathead minnow)
Lineage: Eukaryota; Metazoa; Chordata; Actinopteri; Cypriniformes; Leuciscidae
Gene: ahcyl2b
Product: adenosylhomocysteinase like 2b
Biological process (GO): L-methionine cycle
Cellular component (GO): cytosol
Source: RefSeq, a predicted model, not a curated record